Brassica napus (rape) is the source of this 2793-nucleotide messenger RNA. Its product is annotated as lysine-specific demethylase JMJ15-like. NCBI's taxonomy places the organism in Eukaryota, Viridiplantae, Streptophyta, Magnoliopsida, Brassicales, Brassicaceae. Gene Ontology annotation, biological process: chromatin remodeling. The record is from RefSeq and is a predicted model, not a curated record. The transcript is spliced from 8 exons. Gene Ontology annotation, cellular component: nucleus. Bases 230 to 2581 code for a protein of 783 amino acids. Gene Ontology annotation, molecular function: histone H3K4me/H3K4me2/H3K4me3 demethylase activity.
AAAAGAUAUUGAGUUGUCAUUGUGAUUGGUAUGUAAUCUGCAUUUUUUGUUUUCCUUAUCUAUAAAAUGAAUACUAAGCCUAUGUGUCUCAUUAUUCCCUGAUAUAUUAUUUUGAAAAUUGGAUAUUGGGCUAGGGUUCUUUGAUCCUUUGGUUGCUAACAUCUUUGUAUUUCUCAGUUUGUAGAAGGGUCAUCUGGUUUUGUGGAGUGAAUUGAUUGAUUUCAAUUCAAUGGUUCUUACAGCAGAAUCUCGGAUCAAAGAGGGAAAGGAGGACACCAAUGUAGGACCUCCAAAUAUCCCCCGUCAUCCAGAGGUUCUUGCUAGAUGGGAUCCAGCUAAAGCGCGGAGGCCAGACAUUGCUGAAGCGCCAGUAUUCUACCCUUCAUUAGAGGAGUUUGAAGAUACAGUUGCUUACAUAGAAAAAAUACGUCCCUCGGCUGAACCAUAUGGUAUUUGCCGUAUCGUACCACCCUUGAAAUGGUCUCCUCCUUUUCGGCUUAGAGAGAAAAGUAUAUGGGAGGGUAUAAAGUUCCCCACCCGGGUUCAGGACGUGGAGCUGCUUCAGAACAGAGGGCCUGUGAAGCAGAAGCAGAAGAAGAAACCUAAGGCAAGAAAACGGAAACGAAGUUCCUCCUCCAAGAGACAACCUAGCUCAGUUUCAUCUCCCGAGGAAGAAAAGGUAUUUGGUUUCAACUCUGGCCCAGACUUCACUCUUGAGGAGUUUGAGAAGUACGCUCGGCGUUUCAAGGAAUCCUAUUUCGAAAUGAAAGAAGGAAAUGCUGGCGAUACGAAAUGGUCUCCCUCCAUCGAGGAAAUCGAAGGAGAGUAUUGGCGGAUAGUCGAGCACGCAGCGGCGGAUGACGACGUGGAGGUAUAUUAUGGAGCUGACUUAGAGAACAAGGUUCUUGGAAGUGGAUUUGAGAGAGGAGAAACUUCUGGUUGGGACCUUAACAACUUGCGUCGUCUCUCGGGCUCUUUGCUGUCAUUCGAGCGUGGAGACAUCUCGGGCGUUCUCGUGCCAUGGGUCUAUGUUGGGAUGUGUUUUUCAACCUUUUGCUGGCAUGUGGAGGACCAUCACUUAUACUCAAUAAACUAUAAUCACUUUGGCGAGCCAAAAGUGUGGUACGGAGUUCCUGGAACCCAUGCAACGUCACUAGAGAAGGCCAUGAGGAAACAUUUACCAGAUCUUUUCGAGGAAACACCUGAUCUACUCCAUGGACUCGUCACUCAGUUCUCACCAUCCAUUUUGAAAGAGGAGGGAGUCCCGGUUUAUCGCGCGGUUCAGCGUGCAGGGGAGUAUGUUCUCACAUUCCCUAGGGCGUAUCACGCCGGUUUCAACUCCGGUUUCAACUGUGCAGAAGCUGUGAACGUCGCUACCGUUGACUGGUUAUCUCACGGACAGAAUGCUGUGGAGUUAUUGAGUGAUGAGAACAAGAAAACGUCUGUGUCUCAUGACAAGCUUCUCCUUGGAGCAGCUUACGAAGCUGUUAGGUCCUUGUCAGGUGAUGGGGGAGAGAGUGGGAAGAGCUUAGAAUGGAGAUGCUUCUGCGACAAGAACAUGACUCUUACUAAGGCGGUGGAGACUCGGUUACGUAUGGAAGAAGCAAGGAUCGAUGCUCUUGGAGGCGGUUUUAGAUUGAUGAAGAUGGAGAAGUACUUUGAUUCGAACUGCGAAAGGGAAUGCGCUAAGUGCUCUUACGACUUGCAUCUCACGGCAUCUGGCUGCAGCAAAUGCUCUCCUGGGGAGUAUGCUUGCACUAAGCACGCUAACGAGCUUUGUUCAUGCGAAGGGAAUGAUCGGUUCGUACUUCUUCGUCACACCGUAGAUGAGCUGAGAUCGUUGGUUAGAGCGUUGGAAGGGGAACCAGAGCAUCUUAAGACUUGGGCUUCCAUGGUUAGAGAAGUUUUUUCAGAGGCUCAGAAGAGAGAACCUAGAGGUUUUGAUCUGAACCUUGAGUAUCAAGUGGAUGGCGAGUUUGAUGAUACUUCAGAGACACGCCAUGAUGAAGCAGAGGAUCUAAAAACUUGGGCUAAAGAACCUAGAGAUUUUGAUCUGAACCUUGAGUAUCAAGUGGAUGACGAGUUUGAUAAUACUUCAGACGCACGCCAUGAUGCAUACAUGUUGAACUUUGCUGCCUCUGUGGAGACUAUAAACCUAGGGUUCUUGGUUUUCCGAGACCUUUGGUGUAACAAGCAUGCGAUAUAUCCAAAAGGGUUCAAGAGUAGGGUUAAGUUCUACAACGUGAAAGAUCCAAUGAGAAUGAGCUAUUACAUAUCUGAGGUUGUAGAUGUAGGACUUUUGGGUCCAUUCUUCACGGUUACUCUGGAGGAAGCUCAUCAAGACGAGAGCUUCUCUGCUGGCUCAGCUCAGGCAUGCUGGGAAAUGGUGUUGCAGAAAGUUAACGAAGAGAUCAAGAAGCGCCAAGAACGUAAUAUUCAUACUUUGGAAAGCAUCAACGGGUUACAAAUGUUUGGUUUUCUCUCCCCGUCUAUAAUUCAGGCCAUUGAGGCUCUUGAUCCGAACCAUCGCCUAGUGGAGUACUGGAACCUUAGGAAACAGGGAGGUUCGUUGGAAGUGUGACUUGAAGAAGAGAUAAAGAUCACCUACCGUUUCUUGUUUUAUUGAUAACUGUUUGUUGUUGGCUUAAUGACUUUUUUUUAGACUUCAAUUAUUUGCUCUGAUCAAGCUUCUGAUGAACCAAAGUCUAACUUUGGUUUUAGAACUUUGAAGCGUUUUCUCUUUGGAGAUCUGAUCAUUGUGAAACUCUGUUUUUGUGGAUCUUUUUUUUCUUU